AUGACCAUCCCGGUAAUUGACGCCGCCGCCCUUACAGGGGGGGACGAGCAGCAACUCGCCGUGUUCAGGGCAAAGCUACUGGACGGGUUGAAGACAUACGGCUUCGUCAAGCUUAUCAACCACACGGUCCCGGUUCCACUUGUGGCCGAGACAUUCGAUCAGAGGGGAUGGUGCACGCCGGGAGAGGAGAAGACAUGGUACUUGGAGAGUAACACCGGGGCGAUCAAGGAGCCCAAGUUCAGUGAUAGCAAGGAGAGCUUUGACUGUGGGCACCCCAACGAUAAGCUGUUUCCGAACAAGUGGCCGUCCGCCGAGGCCCUGCCUGGCUAUCAAGACACCAUGGAGCGGUUCUUCAUGUCCUGCGGAGAUCUUACCCUUGUUCUGCUGACCCUGAUUGCGGAAGAGAUGCAGUAUAACCGCGACUUGUUCACAUCGCGCUGCACCAACGAGGCGAGUACGAUUCGCAUUAACCACUUCCCAGUGGUCGACAAGGCCGUGCUCGAUCGUGGCGAUGUCAGCCGGAUCUGGCCCCAUAACGACUUUGGUAUCAUCUCGCUGGUGUUUCCCGACGUGACACCGGGGCUGGAAUAUGAGGACCGAGCCAACCCAGGAACUUUUAUCCCCAUGCCUUAUGAAUCGGACCAGGAGGUUGUCGUCAUUGUGGGCGAGACGCUGCAGCGCUGGACAAAUGGGGGCAUUCGUGCGGGGCUUCACCGUGUCAACCGACCGUUGGAUGUGCAAGGGGACCUGGUCCCCGAACGCUGGAGCCUCGUGUAUUUCAACAAGGCUGAUCGACACGCCAGCGUGGGCCCACUUGACGAGAUGCUCGCCAACGGAGCGAAACCCGUUUAUGAGCAUCUUACCGCCCUCGAGUACCAGGGCCUCCGCAAUGCUACCCAUUACCCCAAAGAGGCAGCUCUGGAGCAGGUUAUUGCCACGGCGUAA
Messenger RNA from Chaetomium globosum CBS 148.51, 945 nucleotides. RefSeq lists its product as uncharacterized. Gene Ontology annotation, molecular function: dioxygenase activity. The record is from RefSeq and is a predicted model, not a curated record. Bases 1 to 945 code for a protein of 314 amino acids. The transcript has 3 exons. NCBI's taxonomy places the organism in Eukaryota, Fungi, Ascomycota, Sordariomycetes, Sordariales, Chaetomiaceae.